UUCAAUGCCAAAUGUAUUUCUAUCGUAUAGCCGAAGUGAUAACAUCCACAAUGUUGCACAGAACUGCUAUUUUCGGACUCGUACUUUGCUUUUCGAUGUGUAUGGCAUUUCAGAUAACAGCUUAUGAAUUAUCUAGUGGUGCUGAUGAAAAUGAAAGUUGGAUCAGGCAUAGAAGAGAAAUAGAAGAUUUGAGUGAAGAAUUCCCUCCACCUGUGAAAGCACAAGAAGAACCUGGCUUCUGGGAAAGAGUUAUGAAUGUAGCAAUAAGAAUAUUUAAUAAGUUUAUUGAAUGGUUAAACACAUCAUAAAUGUUUCAACUGCUUUUUUAUAAUAAUAUUUAUAUUUAAUUGUGUAUUUGUGUAAGAUGGUCUGUUAUUAUAAUUAAAACAAAAAUUAGUU
This is a messenger RNA of Pieris rapae (cabbage white), 399 nucleotides long. RefSeq lists its product as uncharacterized. Lineage: Eukaryota; Metazoa; Arthropoda; Insecta; Lepidoptera; Pieridae. The coding region runs from base 12 to 308 and encodes 98 amino acids. The record is from RefSeq and is a predicted model, not a curated record. The transcript is spliced from 3 exons.